Molecule: messenger RNA, 1167 nt
Organism: Vigna unguiculata (cowpea)
Lineage: Eukaryota; Viridiplantae; Streptophyta; Magnoliopsida; Fabales; Fabaceae
Product: putative xyloglucan endotransglucosylase/hydrolase protein B
Biological process (GO): cell wall biogenesis; xyloglucan metabolic process
Cellular component (GO): apoplast; cell wall
Molecular function (GO): hydrolase activity, hydrolyzing O-glycosyl compounds; xyloglucan:xyloglucosyl transferase activity
Source: RefSeq, a predicted model, not a curated record
AUAUAUUCCCAUUAGCCUCAGAGACUUUCACAACACUUUCAUCUUUCUCUCGUUAACAUGGCUUCUUCUUUGUUGACUUUGUGUCUUCUUUUGGUUUCUCUAACCUCUUCUGCACUCUCAGCCACCCCACGGAGACCAGUGGAUGUUCCAUUUGGCAGAAACUACGUUCCCACAUGGGCUUUCGAUCACAUCAAAUACUUAAAUGGUGGUUCUGAGAUUCAACUUCUUCUUGACAAAUACACUGGCACUGGCUUCCAAACAAAAGGGUCAUAUCUGUUUGGUCACUUCAGCAUGAACAUAAAGAUGGUUCCCGGUGAUUCAGCUGGCACAGUCACUGCUUUCUAUUUAUCAUCUCAAAACGCGGAGCACGAUGAGAUAGACUUUGAGUUCUUGGGGAACAGAACAGGACAACCUUACAUUUUGCAGACAAACGUGUUCACCGGAGGAAAGGGUGACAGAGAGCAAAGAAUCUAUCUCUGGUUUGAUCCCACAAAAGCAUAUCACAGAUAUUCUGUACUGUGGAACAUGUAUCAAGUUGUGUUUCUAGUGGAUAACAUCCCAAUCAGGGUGUUCAAGAACCAGAAGGAGUUGGGAGUGAAGUUCCCGUUUGACCAACCGAUGAAGGUGUACAACAGUUUGUGGAAUGCUGAUGAUUGGGCCACAAGGGGUGGUUUGGAGAAAACCGAUUGGUCAAAAGCUCCUUUCGUAGCAGCGUACAAGGGGUUUCACGUUGAUGGGUGUGAGGCUUCGGUGAAUUCUAGGUUCUGUGCCACGCAGGGAAAAAGAUGGUGGGAUCAAACAGAGUUUCGUGAUCUUGAUUCCUUUCAAUGGCGAAGACUCAAAUGGGUGCGUCAGAAAUUCACCAUCUACAACUACUGCACUGACAGAACCCGCUACCCUCAACUCCCACCAGAAUGCAGAAGAAACCGUGACAUUUAAAUUUUCAUCACUUUCUCUCGCUGCAUUCAUCAUUUUACCAGUUACAAUACUUUAUUCCUACCAUUAUUUAUUACCAUUGUAUUGUUUGGAAUGUGUAAUUAAGGCGUUGGGUUUCAAUACUGAGGAAACUCUAUAAUAAAAAUAUGUGUAUGUUAUGUAAUUCUAUUAUUCUUAUUAUACCUGCUAUCGCCAAUAAUGUAAUAUUCAAUUCUUAUAAUUCUACUUAAA